Carlito syrichta (Philippine tarsier) is the source of this 945-nucleotide messenger RNA. RefSeq names its product olfactory receptor 1L4-like. The transcript has a single exon. The record is from RefSeq and is a predicted model, not a curated record. Bases 1 to 945 code for a protein of 314 amino acids. NCBI's taxonomy places the organism in Eukaryota, Metazoa, Chordata, Mammalia, Primates, Tarsiidae. Gene Ontology annotation, molecular function: olfactory receptor activity; G protein-coupled receptor activity. Gene Ontology annotation, cellular component: membrane. Gene Ontology annotation, biological process: G protein-coupled receptor signaling pathway.
AUGGCUCUGGCCAACCUCACAACCACCCCAAAGUUCUUCCUCCUCGGCUUGGUGGAUGGAACAGAAGCCCGCCCGCUCCUGUUCCUGCUUUUCCUUGGCAUCUACCUGCUCAAUGCCCUGGGCAACCUGAGCAUGGUGGUGGUGGUGAGGUCCGACUGGGCCCUCUGCUCCCCCAUGUAUUACUUCUUGGGUCACCUGAGCCUCGUGGACAUCUGCUUUACCACAGUCACAGUCCCCAGGCUGCUGACUGGCCUGCUCCACCCGGGCCCGGCCGUGUCCUUCCAGGCCUGCUUCACCCAAAUGUACUUCUUCGUGGCUCUGGGCAUCACCGAGAGCUACCUCUUGGCAGCCAUGUCCUACGACCGCGCAGUGGCCGUGUGCCGGCCCCUGCACUACCGUGCGGUGGUGACAACCGGGCGCUGCGUGGCACUGGUGCGCGCGUCCUGGGCCGUGGCCCACCUGCACUCGCUGCUACACACGCUGCUCAUCUCCGCGCUCGCCUACCCGCACUGUGCACCCGUGCGCCACUUCUUUUGCGACAUGACGGUGAUGCUGAGUUUGGCGACCUCGGACACGUCCGCCGCGGAGACUGCCAUCUUCUCCGAGGGCCUGGUUGUGGUGCUGACCCCGCUGCUCCUCGUGUCCCUGUCCUACGUGCGCAUCCUCAUCACGGUGCUGGGAGUGUGCUCGGCAGGGGCCCGCGGGCGCGCCUUCUCCACCUGCGGGGCCCACCUGGCGGUGGUGUUGCUUUUCUUUGGCUCUGUUCUCUCCGUCUAUUUCCGGCCGCCGUCUGCCUACUCGGCCCGCUACGACCGCCUGGCUAGUGUGAUCUAUGCGGUGAUCACGCCGACUUUGAACCCUUUCAUCUACAGCCUUCGCAACAAAGAGGUCAAGGGUGCCCUAAAAAGGGGUGUCAGAUGGAAAGCUGCACCCCAAGAGGUGUGA